Molecule: messenger RNA, 509 nt
Organism: Cavia porcellus (domestic guinea pig)
Lineage: Eukaryota; Metazoa; Chordata; Mammalia; Rodentia; Caviidae
Gene: Tmem258
Product: transmembrane protein 258
Exons: 4
Coding region: 160-399 (79 amino acids)
Biological process (GO): protein N-linked glycosylation
Cellular component (GO): membrane-bounded organelle
Source: RefSeq, a predicted model, not a curated record
CCCCCCUCAGACCCAGCUCCCUUACUCCUCCCGAGCCCGCCGGACUACAAGUCCCACAAUGCCCCUCAUAAGGCACUUCCUCUUCCGGCGCUCGAGUCGCAAGCUCCAGCCGACGUGUUCUUCCGCUGGCGAGCGACAGUUUAGGCUGUGGUGGACGCAAUGGAGCUCGAGGCCAUGAGCAGAUACACCAGCCCUGUCAACCCAGCUGUCUUCCCCCACCUGACCGUGGUGCUCCUGGCCAUUGGCAUGUUCUUCACCGCCUGGUUCUUCGUCUACGAGGUCACCUCCACCAAGUACACACGGGACAUCUACAAAGAGCUCCUCAUUUCCCUGGUGGCCUCGCUUUUCAUGGGCUUUGGUGUCCUCUUCCUCCUGCUCUGGGUUGGCAUCUACGUCUGAGUCUCUGGGGUACCCCAGGCGGCUUCACUGAAUCCUUGCUUUUGUAAAAUUUUUUUACUGUUGUUAGAAGUGUUCCACCUGUUGUUCACAAUAAAGGCAGAUGUAUGACA